Molecule: messenger RNA, 1464 nt
Organism: Scaptodrosophila lebanonensis
Lineage: Eukaryota; Metazoa; Arthropoda; Insecta; Diptera; Drosophilidae
Product: opsin Rh4
Exons: 3
Coding region: 58-1215 (385 amino acids)
Biological process (GO): visual perception; G protein-coupled receptor signaling pathway
Cellular component (GO): membrane
Molecular function (GO): G protein-coupled receptor activity
Source: RefSeq, a predicted model, not a curated record
GCCAGCACCGUGUUGGUUCGUGUACGCGCGCCAAUAACAGCAACAAUAAAAACCACGAUGGAUUACAACAAAAAUGCAGAGCAAAUAAAUCCUUUUGGCAACGUGUCGACGGUGUUGAGGCCGUCAGCGCGUCUGUCCGCCGAGUCGCAUCUGCUGGGCUGGAAUGUGCCUCCGCAUGAACUGAGACACAUACCGGAACAUUGGCUUUCCUUCCCGGAACCACCAGAGUCUCUGAACUAUCUUCUGGGCACACUCUACAUAUUCUUUACGUUUAUGUCUAUGUUUGGAAAUGGUCUCGUCAUUUGGGUUUUCUCAGCCGCCAAAGCGCUGCGUACGCCUUCGAAUAUACUGGUCAUAAAUCUGGCGAUUUGUGACUUCCUAAUGAUGAGCAAGACGCCUAUAUUCAUCUACAACAGCUUUAAUCAGGGUUUCGCCUUGGGCAACUUAGGCUGUCAGAUCUAUGGCAUCAUUGGCUCCUACACUGGGAUCGGGGCGAGUGCCACCAACGCCUGUAUCGCCUAUGACCGCUACAACGUCAUUACGCGCCCAAUGGAGGGCAAGAUGACACACGGCAAGGCGAUUGCCAUGAUUAUCUUCAUCUACAUGUACGCAACACCCUUCGUGGUUGCGUGCUAUACCGAGAGCUGGGGUCGAUUCGUUCCAGAGGGUUACCUAACAUCUUGCACCUUCGACUAUUUGACCGAUAAUUUUGACACCCGUCUCUUUGUGGGCACAAUAUUCUUCUUCAGCUUCGUAUGCCCCACCAUGCUAAUAAUCUACUACUACAGUCAAAUUGUGGGCCAUGUUUUCAGCCAUGAGAAGGCACUUCGCGAUCAGGCUAAGAAAAUGAACGUCGAGUCAUUGCGUUCAAACGUAGACAAGAGCAAGGAAACGGCAGAGAUUCGUAUUGCCAAGGCAGCUAUCACUAUAUGCUUCCUCUUCUUCGUAUCCUGGACUCCGUAUGGUGUCAUGUCUCUCAUCGGAGCAUUCGGCGAUAAAAGUUUGCUUACUCCGGGUGUUACGAUGAUACCAGCAUGUACUUGCAAAAUGGUCGCCUGUAUUGACCCAUUCGUCUAUGCUAUAAGUCACCCUAGAUACCGCCUGGAGCUUCAAAAGCGUUGCCCCUGGCUGGCCAUUAAUGAGAAGGCCCCAGAGGCGUCAUCCGUCGCGUCGACCACAACCCAACAGGAGCAGCAACAAACAACGGCAGCAUAGGCGGUUCCUAUCACAGAUGUCGACCAUGAGCUCUAUACUGAUUUUGGCCAAUGUUGAAACCUUCACACGAACUUGAACUACAAAUCGCUUACUUAUCAGAUGGACUGAUUUUGGAACUAGCCGAACUCGUAAUAUAAUUGCAAGCUGAAUCUUAUAAAAGACACAACAAAAAAUAACGUGUGCAAACAUACAAUACUUUACUUUUAUUAUUUGUAGUAAAAACUUUUUCGUUUUCAAGAAAAUAUAGUA